This is a messenger RNA of Acipenser ruthenus (sterlet), 4083 nucleotides long. RefSeq names its product TRAF family member-associated NF-kappa-B activator-like. The record is from RefSeq and is a predicted model, not a curated record. The coding region runs from base 302 to 1312 and encodes 336 amino acids. Lineage: Eukaryota; Metazoa; Chordata; Actinopteri; Acipenseriformes; Acipenseridae. Gene Ontology annotation, biological process: canonical NF-kappaB signal transduction. The transcript is spliced from 9 exons.
CCGUGGGAAGUUCCCAGUACAUAUUAUUACAGCAUUGUCAAAGUUAGCCCAUAUUGAGUGAAGUGUACAGUUUCCUUUUUUUCAACUGUGUAUAACGUUAAAAUAAAAAGAAAAAUUAUCUACGGGGUCAGACACUGUACUGUGUGCGUUUUUUAGGGGGCUUUAUGAUGUAAGGACCCUUUAUAACAAAGGAUGAAGUUCGUCUGAUUUAAAGAAAUAAAAGGACAAGAUCGUAAAUCCUAAAACUUUCCAUGAGACGUCUCUAGGUGGAAGUGUUAGUGAUGGUACUAAAGAGUGAAUUAUGGAGAGAAAAAUGGGGGACCAGCUCAACAAAGCGUAUGAAGCCUAUCGUCAAGCGUGCAUUGAAAAAGAAAGUGCUAAGAAGGAACUUCUACAAAAGACGGAAGCUUAUGAACGCCGUAUCAAUGAGCUGAAGCUGCAAUUAGAGGAGCAAAGCAAACUCAUUGCAGAACUUAGAGCCCAACAGAGUUCUGCAGGAAGUUCCUCCACAGGUAAUGUCAAAGGCUCAGAGAAUAUACUUGAAGGCAAGGAGACUGUCCUGCAGACGCACAGAAAAAAUGAAUCUCAGCCAUUAUUACUGUAUGGUGAACUCCAUAAACACCAAGCAGCCACACCGCACAGGGAGAGUGUAGCAAUGGCAAAUUUGAAUAUUGCUGAAUCAGCACCGAGGAAAAGUGUUCCUUAUCCAGGAUGUGGAAUAGCUAUUGAUGAAAGGAAAGAAGUCGUUGAGGCUUUCAAUGAGAUCCGUGGUACAUUACAGAUCAUUCGGAAUACAACAAGAAGACAAAAGGAUCACUUGAAUAAGUUGAGGAUAAAAAACGAGGCAGCAAAUGAGGGUCAGUUUUCCAUGCCUAUACAAUGCACUGAUGUCACAGUUGAACAAGGGCCCCUCAAAUCAACAAAAAAGACUAACGCCAAUAAAGAAAUAAGCUCUGCUUCUAUAACAUCCCGAGGAGUUAACCCAGAAGAUGAAGACUGCUUGGAGUCCAUUUCUAAUCUUAGUGUGAAGUUUCCACCUAUAGACAUUGAAUAUGACUUUUUAAAUAGUGUACCAGAAAAACCAGAAGCUCUUGAAACUGGAAGAACUUUCGCAGCUUUUACAAAGGACAGUGAUGAAGUUACCCAGCCUGAACAUGCUCCCAACUGCAGAAGAAUUGACUGGGAACCACUGGCUCCUGGUUCAGAUAUUAACCCCUCGAACAUGGCAAAGCCUCCUGCUGCUUCUACUACUUUAGAUACUUUUCCACCUGAGACUGUACGAGGACCACAGCAGAAACGUUUCUGCCAUUGAAAUUCUUGUACAUUGCCUGCCAUCAUUAUAGAGAAAAUUGAACAAUUGAGAAGACAUGAUGGUACUCCACUGGCUUGUGUUAUGCACAUUAAAGGUAUGCCCUUUGGUUAGCAUUACUGGAAGGUUAGGACCAAGGCUGAAUACAAGCUCCAAUGCAGGCAUGCUUCGGCUUUGCUUUGUCCAAAGAGAUUAGGCAAUUUGAGAACUUUCUUAAAGGCAGUAUCUUAAAUUACAGUGCAGAAUGCCUUUAAAGCAUUUAUCAUGAAUUCAUAUAUAGGGUUGACUCAAUCAAUUUACUAUACCAUCGGAAUACUAGCUUCCAAUGUUUUGCUUUGAAACAUUUUGUAUCAUUACCUUUACGUUGAUUAUCAACCAGAACAAAAAAUGGCACCCGCCUUGUGAUGAUCUGUGGUAGAAUAUUGUAAUAGCUUCUUUCAAAGUUACUCAGGCCUAAUUUUCUUGUUUCUCAAAUCAGGAAUGUUUAGAUUUUUUUGCUUGAACUAUGUACAUAAGAUUUCUUGCAAAUGUCACUCACAAGUUGAUUGAGAAUUUGACAGUGAAAGGUCCUGUGAGUUGCCUUGUGUUAUAGGCAGAAUAUCACUUCAGACUGGGACUUUCACUUUCCAAGUCCUGAGAGCUAUAGCCCUUUGACAAGUCCACUUCCAGACUGGGCAAGGCUGAGUCAUGGCCGAGUCUGGAGUGUGGUAUAGUAUAAUUUGUAAUCAGUUUCCACAUUUUAAAAACAUAUUGAAAAAUAUUACUAAGUAAUACUUUUUGAAAAUGUACUUAAUAAAACAUGUGUUGUUUUAAGAGGUCCACAAGUAAAUAGACAUGUAACGGCAGCAGUUGAGAGUCUCGUUUUAAUAAAGGCUCUCCAUAAAAUAAUAAUAUACAGAUAGGUACUGUAAAGAUAAUUUUGGAGUAAUACAUUUGAGACCCAUUUGUUUUUUGUUUAGAAAAACUGAGGAUACAAGUAGGUAAUUACAGCAUAGGGGAUCACAAACAGUUGUGCCUUUUAUUUAUACAAUGUUGUAUAACUAUCAUAUUAUCACAGCUGCAGUGGUAAGCGGUAAGAGUGAACUAAAUUACAUUUUUUUUUUAUAACUAGUUGAAGUCGUGGGGAGCUGCGAAACACACAUUAUAUUAUAUUACUUGUUACUUGUUCCUUUCUUCUCUAUUCUCUCCCUUGAUUGUUCUUUUACUAGUUGUGUAUCUAUUUUUCAGUAGCUGGCACCCUGCUUUGUACCAAGCCAACUGCAUUAAAAUAACUGAAACAGCUGGUAUGUGAUUAAAAGUUUACAGCGAAGUACACUGCUUAAAAAAAUCAUUUAAAAAAAAGAAUUGGUGUUGAGCUGUCACACAGCAUGGGGCAGAAGGUUAGAUAAUUGACAUUUUUUUCAGAUAAUAAUGUGUUGAAGACGUCUGUGUUAUAAAAGAUAAUGGGUCACAUCAAAAGCAAUAGUUGUUAUGCAGUGACAAAUGUAUAUGCUAUAUAUAAAUUACCUGUAAACAAGCUCAUGAAGAAAACUAUUUCCGUAAUAGAAUUUAAGAAGUGUUGGUUUAUGAGGAAAGAUAUUUCAAUAACAGUAUUUAGAUUUCAGAUAGAUUUUGUUGUUCAGAUAGUGACCCACGUUGGUUUUUUUUGUUUGUUUGUUUGUUCUGGAAAACGUAGAAUUGUUUCUAUAAUGUAUUCAUUAUGAUCUGUAUUUUUGGUUGAAUUUAAUGAGUUUGUGAAAUAGAAGGACAUUGCUUCCAUUAUGACUCUUGUCUAUAACUUGACAUACAUGUAGUUGAUUCUGAGAGCUCUGUUGAGGCCACAGGGUACUCCUGUUAUUAGGAUGUGAUGCCUAGAACAGCCGAUGAUACAAAUUAAACAACCAGAAGAAUGCAUUAGUUGGGUUAACUCUGAAAGUCACUGUGCCAAGUUGCACUUUAACCCUAGUAAGUAAACAAACAGAAAAUAGAGAGUUAAAUGUAUUAGAGGCAUAGAAAUGGAAACAUCUCCCCCCCCCCCCCCCCAAGCUGGACUAUGUAGGGAUUUUAAACAGUGUCUACAUUUAAGAGGUCUCUAAAAUACGGGCCAGUUUAAAACAGACAAUAAGGGAUGAAAUGUGCUUCAUUUUUUUUUUUUUGCAACACUGAGAGGGUAGCGCUGUCAAAAGAAAGACACAAUGAUCAACUCUAUAGGAUUCCUAACACAAUGCAAUGCUGUAGACAAAGAUGUUAGAGACAUACAGUACUGUAGCUAACAAAUUUAGUGUAUGCAUGUUCAUAUAAAGUGUAAACAUGAGGGUGAGAUAGUAGUUGUUUCAUAAAGUGCAGUUAUUUCAAAGCCCUUUGAUUCUCAUAAAAAAUGAAGUAUAUCCAAUAGUUGUUUGUGUGCAUUUUGAAUGUAUUUGAAUUUCUAAAAAUUAUCUUAAAAAAAAAAUAUUGUGUGCUUUAUAACAUUAUUUUUAGUAGUUGACCUUAAAAAGUUAUUUGUAUUUUAAUGCAUUGUCUGUGCUGAUUGUUUCUAAACAAGAAAACGGGCCAUGUCUGUACUGAGAUGCAAGAAUGGUGUUUAUUAUGCUGUAGUAUAAGGCAUAGAACAUGGUGUAGUGCUUUUUUUAAAAACAGAACCUGCAUUUAAUAUGUACAUAUAAACCUUAUGUUAUAGUCAUACUGCAAAACCAGUCCAUUGAUCAAAUGAGCCAGACUUAAAAAAAGAGGACUAGUCAAUUGAUUAAAAAGCCUGAAGUAAAAAAAAAAAAGAUCUAUAUUAUAUCUAUAGU